This is a messenger RNA of Colias croceus (clouded yellow), 1382 nucleotides long. RefSeq names its product glutathione S-transferase 1-like. Gene Ontology annotation, molecular function: glutathione transferase activity. Gene Ontology annotation, biological process: glutathione metabolic process. The record is from RefSeq and is a predicted model, not a curated record. NCBI's taxonomy places the organism in Eukaryota, Metazoa, Arthropoda, Insecta, Lepidoptera, Pieridae. The transcript is spliced from 6 exons. The coding region runs from base 157 to 804 and encodes 215 amino acids.
UAUACGAUAAACUGCCAUAUAUAAGUGUUAUACGGAGCUCGUUUUGAUCAAACAUACCGUGUCCACAAUCUAUUUAUUUAUCGGUGGCCUUGUAACGCAGUCAGUGAUCAAAUACAAUUUUAACGUGCUACAGUGUUGGUGUGUUGACGAUUAAAAAUGGUGCUAACAUUAUACAAGUUGGACGCCAGUCCCCCCGCGCGGGCUGCUAUGAUGGUCGUCGACCUUCUGAAUCUACCCGCAAAAUUUGUUGACGUGAACCUUCUGGAAAAUGAACAUUUGUCGGACGAGUUUUUGAAACUGAAUCCACAACACACCAUUCCAGUUUUAAAGGACGACGACUUUGUCUUGACUGACAGCCACGCGAUCGCCGGUUACCUCGUGUCCAAAUACGCAAAGAAUGACUCCCUGUACCCCAAGGAACCCAAAUUGCGAGCUCUUGUCGACCAGCGCUUGCAUUUUGACAGCGGUAUUUUGUUCCCAGCUGUACGGUUCACAGUUGGUCCGAUACUUUUCUUCGGUGCCACUGCAUUUGCUCAGGAAAACUUGGACAAGAUCAAGAGCAGUUACGAGUUCUCCGAAGCCUUCCUCACUAAGAAGUGGAUUGCUGGAGACCAGUUCACCAUCGCUGAUAUCUGCUGUUUUGCUUCUCUUAGCACAUCGAAUGAGAUUGUUCCUGUUGAUGCUGACAAAUACCCCAACCUCGCCGCUUGGUUACAACGUUGUUCUGAACUAGAGGUUUGUAAGAAGAAGAACGAACCUGGUGCAAAACAGUUAGGCGAAUUAGUACGAAGCAAGUUAGCUUGAAGCGUAGGUACCUAUCUUAAUUUAUCACAAACGUUUUAUAUUUGGAAACAUAUUAGUUUCCAAAAUCACCUGAUUUUCAAUUGUUUGGAAGUACAAAAGCACCAAUAGUUGAGGGUUUGACCAACACUAUUAACUUCAAGCUGAGAAUAUUAAUUUUAAACAUCUUAAAUUUUUUACAUUUUGACGAAAAAAUUUUGCUUUUCAAAUCACCUGAUUUUCAAAUGUUUGGAAUGAUAAAAGCACUAAUAGAUUAGAGAUUUGUUCAACACUGUUUUAAGAUGUGAAAGACAUUUUUAAUACGUAAUUAUAUAUUAAAAUUAUUUUAGAAGCGUUUAAUCUCAGCUUACACUCGCUUCAAGAUUCAAGUAAGGUGCCUUCGAUAUUCAUCUAAUAGAAAUGUUUAUUAUAUAACACCGUAUGGAAUAGACUACCACCUCCUAAAUACAGUAAACAUAACCUUUUUAGCAAAUUAAUACCAUUCACACGUACGCAAAACGAAUUGUGAAUAAUAAUAAGUUUAUUUAUAUGUAUUAUGAUUACACCUACACACAAAUUAUAAUAAAGAGAUUGAUUUGAAA